Messenger RNA from Pestalotiopsis fici W106-1, 1344 nucleotides. Its product is annotated as succinyl-CoA ligase. Gene Ontology annotation, molecular function: ATP binding; succinate-CoA ligase (ADP-forming) activity. Gene Ontology annotation, biological process: succinyl-CoA metabolic process; tricarboxylic acid cycle. The transcript has 4 exons. The record is from RefSeq and is a predicted model, not a curated record. Gene Ontology annotation, cellular component: succinate-CoA ligase complex; mitochondrion. The coding region runs from base 1 to 1344 and encodes 447 amino acids. NCBI's taxonomy places the organism in Eukaryota, Fungi, Ascomycota, Sordariomycetes, Amphisphaeriales, Sporocadaceae.
AUGUUCAACUUUGCUCGCAGCAGAGCUGCGGCUACGGCCCUUCGAUCAGCUGCCAAGCCCCAGCUGUCCUCCAGAUUCCCCAGCCUCGUUCAGCAACAACGAAGGAAUCUGAGCAUCCACGAGUACCUCUCGGCCGACCUCCUGCGCAAGUAUGGCAUCCAGGUCCCCAAGGGCGCCAACGCCUUUUCUGCCGCCGAGGCCGAGAAAAUUGCCAAGGAGAUUGGCAACGACGACAUGGUUAUCAAGGCCCAGGUUCUUGCCGGUGGCCGUGGAAAGGGUAGCUUUGAUAACGGCCUGAAGGGUGGUGUUCGCGUCAUCUACUCCCCGACCGAGGCCAAGAUGUUUGCCGAGCAGAUGAUCGGCCACAAGCUCAUCACAAAGCAGACUGGUGCGGCUGGCCGCCUCUGCAACUCCGUCUACAUUUGCGAGCGCAAGUUCGCCCGCAGGGAAUUCUACCUCGCCGUCUUGAUGGACCGUGGCUCCCAGGGCCCCGUCAUUGUGUCCUCGUCGCAGGGUGGUAUGGAUAUUGAGGGUGUCGCCAAGGAGAACCCCGAGGCCAUUAUCACCACCUACAUUGACAUCAACGUCGGUGUCACUGACGAGAUCGCCCGCGACAUCGCCACCAAGCUCGGCUUCAGCGAGCAGUGCAUCGAGGACGCCAAGGACACUAUCCAGAAGCUGUACAAGAUCUUCCUCGAGAAGGAUGCCACCCAGAUCGAGAUCAACCCCCUGUCCGAGACCUCGGACCACAAGGUCAUGUGCAUGGACGCCAAGUUUGGUUUCGAUGACAACGCCGACUACCGCCAGAAGGAGGUCUUUGAGUGGCGCGACACCACCCAGGAGGACGCCGAGGAGGUUCGCGCUGCCGAGUCUGGCCUCAACUUCAUCAAGCUCGACGGUGACAUUGGCUGCCUGGUCAACGGUGCCGGUCUUGCCAUGGCUACCAUGGACAUUAUCAAGCUGAACGGUGGUCAGCCCGCCAACUUCUUGGAUGUCGGUGGUGGUGCCACUCCCGCUGCCAUCAAGGAGGCUUUCGAGCUCAUCACCAGCGACCCCAAGGUCACUGCCAUCUUUGUCAACAUCUUUGGUGGUAUCGUCCGAUGUGACGCCAUUGCCCAGGGUCUCAUCAACACCGUCCAGAGCAUGAACCUCAAGAUCCCUAUCAUUGCCCGUCUGCAAGGUACCAACAUGGAGCAGGCCCACAAGCUCAUCAACGAGUCUGGCAUGAAGAUCUUCUCGAUCGACGACCUCCAGAGCGCUGCUGAGAGAUCAGUGCAGCUCUCCAAGGUUGUGAAGAUGGCGCGUGAGAUCGAUGUUGGUGUUGAGUUCAGCUUGGGUAUUUAA